CAAAAAACGAAAGAGACAAAAAUACAAAAUUGAAACUUUGAAAAUAUUGAAAGAAAAGUGAAAAAAAAGAGAGUUUAGUUUUUUUAAUCAUAUGGGGUUUAUAUAGUUUAUUACCACACUUCCUCAUGUUAAUCACUUCAUUUAUCUCUCUAUUAUCUCUCUCACAAUCUCUCUGGUUUUUGGGCGUUUCUUCGUUGAAAGUUGUUUGCUUUUGGUGAGUUAGAAUGGCUUCGAGUGCUUCAAAAUUCAUCAAAUGUGUGACUGUUGGAGAUGGUGCCGUUGGAAAAACUUGUAUGCUCAUCUGCUACACUAGCAACAAAUUCCCUACUGACUACAUACCAACAGUUUUUGACAACUUUAGUGUUAAUGUUGUGGUUGAAGGCAUCACUGUGAACUUAGGCCUUUGGGACACUGCCGGGCAAGAAGACUAUAACAGACUAAGGCCUUUAAGUUACAGAGGAGCAGAUGUUUUUGUGUUGGCUUUCUCAUUGAUCAGCCGAGCUAGCUAUGAGAAUGUGUUUAAAAAGUGGAUCCCUGAACUCCAACACUUUGCACCAGGAGUCCCCAUUGUGCUUGUUGGUACCAAAAUGGAUCUUCGUGAAGAUAGACAUUACUUGUCUGAUCAUCCUGGACUGUCCCCGGUAACUACAUCACAGGGAGAGGAACUCCGCAAGCAUAUCGGAGCGACUUAUUACAUUGAAUGUAGCUCAAAAACUCAACAGGUACACUUGUUCAUGUGUGUUUGGAAACUUAGGAGUCAUUAGUGUUAGGUGACUCUUUACUUGCAAACUAUAUGCUUUUCUUUGGUUCAUGGCUUUUGCAGAAUGUGAAAGCCGUAUUUGAUGCUGCUAUUAAAGUAGUAAUUAAACCAGCAGUGAAACAAAAGGAGAAGAAGAAGAAGCAGAAGCCUCGCAGCGGAUGUCUCUCAAACAUUCUGUGUGGGAAGAAUUGAUGAGUCAAUUCCAUCUGAUGAUUGUUCACUUCUUUUUUUUUCUUUUCUUUUCUAAUUGGCCAGUUUGUGAUUCUGAUAAGUCGGAAUUACAUAGACUCUGGCAGAGAUGAGCCUCAAUUAGUAGCUUCUUCGAUUCUGUUUGUAUAUGUGACCCUGAUGUUUGUUUGUUUCGAUUUGGUUUGACCCUUAUAGAAUUGUUAUAGCCAUUUUGUAGCCAAAACUUGGAGUAGUUCACGACUUAACGUGGUUAACACUUGCUUCUUUCGAAAAAA
This is a messenger RNA of Arabidopsis thaliana (thale cress), 1224 nucleotides long. It is a transcript of the gene ROP10, whose product is annotated as RHO-related protein from plants 10. Gene Ontology annotation, biological process: negative regulation of abscisic acid-activated signaling pathway. The transcript is spliced from 7 exons. Gene Ontology annotation, molecular function: GTPase activity; G protein activity; GTP binding. Gene Ontology annotation, cellular component: membrane; plasma membrane. Lineage: Eukaryota; Viridiplantae; Streptophyta; Magnoliopsida; Brassicales; Brassicaceae. The record is from RefSeq and is marked reviewed. The coding region runs from base 225 to 764 and encodes 179 amino acids.